AUGGCCAAGAAGCACCUAAAGCGCCUGUAUGCCCCCAAGGACUGGAUGCUGAGCAAACUCACUGGUGUGUUUGCCCCUCGUCCACGUGCUGGUCCCCACAAACUACGCGAGUGCCUUUCGCUUCUGAUUAUUAUUCGCAACCGGCUGAAGUAUGCACUAAAUGCCCUCGAAGCGCAGAUGAUCCUUCGUCAGGGACUCGUGUGUGUAGACGGCAAGCCCCGCAAGGAUGGUAAGUACCCAGCCGGUUUCAUGGACGUGGUGGAGAUUCCCAAGACGGGCGACCGCUUCCGCAUCCUAUAUGACGUGAAAGGACGCUUUGCGCUUGUCCGCGUGAGCGAGGCUGAGUCGAGCAUCAAGAUGAUGAAGGUUGUCAACGUAUACACCGGCACGGGACGCAUUCCUGUUGCUGUGACACACGACGGCCACCGGAUUCGCUAUCCCGACCCCCGUACGAGCCGUGGAGACACUUUGGUGUAUGACGUGAAAGAAAAAAAGGUUUUGGACCUAAUCAAGAUUGGCAACGGCAAGGUUGUGAUGGUGACAGGUGGUGCCAACCGUGGUCGUAUUGGAGAAAUUGUGUCCAUUGAACGUCACCCUGGCGCCUUCGACAUCGCCCGCCUCAAGGAUGCGUCUGGUCACGAAUUCGCAACUCGUGCCACAAACAUUUUUGUGAUUGGCAAGGACAUGUCGAGUGUUCCAGUUACGUUACCUAAGCAACAGGGUUUGCGUAUCAACGUGAUUCAGGAGCGUGAGGAAAAACUCAUAGCCGCCGAAACACGCAGAACAACUCAGGCGCACAGCAAGCGAAAGACUAAGGUGUAA
Molecule: messenger RNA, 822 nt
Organism: Trypanosoma brucei brucei TREU927
Lineage: Eukaryota; Euglenozoa; Kinetoplastea; Trypanosomatida; Trypanosomatidae
Product: 40s ribosomal protein S4, putative
Exons: 1
Coding region: 1-822 (273 amino acids)
Biological process (GO): translation
Cellular component (GO): cytosolic small ribosomal subunit; ribosome
Molecular function (GO): structural constituent of ribosome; RNA binding
Source: RefSeq, a predicted model, not a curated record